CUUUUGAAUUUGAAAUGGAAGAAAAGUCUAGAUCAUGCAAUGUGUGUGACACGUGGCACUCAUUUUCAUUAUAUGUGCAUAUUGAACAAGUGGCAGCAACAGCAGUGUGGGGAUUGAUGACUUUACUUAUAAAACCUAUGAAGGAAAGCGAACCAGUCAGUGCUCUCCUAAGACAGCAUUUGGUUCUUUGCUCUGUUGAGUACCGCAUGCAAUUGUAGGCAACACACAAGUUGUGAGGGAGUACCUUCCUAGUUCCCAAGCGAACAAAGCGAGUCAUCAUUAGCAAAAGCAGCACUAUCCAGGUUAGGUUGUUGAGCAGAUGAUGUUUAUAGCUGUGCUACUUGAGUUGGGGUGAUCUGAAUUUGUGUUGUAUUGAAACUGAACAUCAUUCCUGCUGCAAGAAGCAUCUUCAAAAGUCUAUUGCUGUGAAUGCAGUGUCCAAGAAUCUUGUCAAAUUUAGUUGGCUAAUCCCAGGGGUGCCUCGAACAAGAUGGAUGAUAUGGUUACACUUUGUGAUAUCUGUGGGGAUCAAGGAAUAGAAGAGUAUCUUGCUAUUUGUAACAAGUGUCCUGAUGGGGCAGAACACAUUUAUUGUAACGAUGAUAAGUUGGACAAACUUCCGGAAGGUGACUGGUGGGUCUGUGAAGACUGCAGGAAGUCACCAGGAUCUCCUCUGUUGAACUCAGAAUUUAAAGGACAGCUGGCAAAGGCUCGUUAUUUGCCAAAGCAGAAUGCUGAGAAAAAUAUAGCUAUUUAUGAUACUAGAAAGAGAAAAAAUCUUGGUUUGCUGUCCAAAUCUGGGUCAUUUGAUAAUGCUAGUAGCUCAGUGAAAUUAAAUGGCAAAUGCUCUGAAGUUGUAGCAAAUGACUUGGCAAACACACCUGGGUCAAAUUCUCUAAAGCGAAAAUAUAGAGACAUGGUUGGAGCUCAUGAAAUUGGUGAAUUUGAUGCUAUGGAUACAAGGUCCCCAGGUGACAGAAUUUUGCUAGGUGGAGAUAAUUACAAUUCUGGUUGUUCUGAUUUGAGACAAUCCCUUGAUGGAAAAAAGGAAACACCGGAAGAUGUGAAAGGCAAGAUGCCAAUGAAAGAGAAUAACAAUGCUGACAAUGGCAAGCUUCCAAUGGACCAGAAAAACAAUGACUCUCUUUCAGUUGCUUCACCUACAAGCUAUGAGGAAUAUAUGGAGCUGCUUUAUUGGGGUGCUGUGGAAACAAUGGCGACUCUACUGUGGAUUAAGCGAAAUUUAGUUUAGGCUUUGAAUGGCGCCGUAUCAAUAUCUCUUGAAUAUAGUUAUCCCUUUGUGUACACUGGCUCACAGUGAUAUUUAUCAUUUCCAGUCUCCAUAGAAAUUUCAACUGUAGGAUGGAGCAUGGUUUGCUUGCGUUUCCUGAUUGUUUUCGCUGGAUUUCCUUUAUUCUAGUUGUUGUCCUUUUCCUAGUACAUUUGCUAGUUUAUUUUUCCGUUGAGACAUUUUCUUCAUAGACAUGUUUACAGGGAAAGAGUUUAAGUGAGUCUAACUCAAUUAUAUCAGUUGCUGAUUAAUUUAUUUUACAGAAAAUAUUGUCAGCUAGACUUGUUGAUUUGGCUCAUAAAUUAUAAAAGAUGUGUUCAUCA
Molecule: messenger RNA, 1614 nt
Organism: Glycine soja
Lineage: Eukaryota; Viridiplantae; Streptophyta; Magnoliopsida; Fabales; Fabaceae
Exons: 6
Coding region: 491-1252 (253 amino acids)
Source: RefSeq, a predicted model, not a curated record